AGACGUACCUAAGUUCGCACAAGAAACGAUCCUGAGCUACGAUGUGGACCGUGAAACCGGCGCCGAUCCCGGUUCAGUUUUCCAGGGGACUAACCGGAUCAAACUCCGUCGGCUAUUCGCAUCCUCCGCCGCGUUAUGGCGACGGAAUUCACCGUCGUAACAUCCCGAGGAAAUCACAAACAUCCGAAUCAGAGUCCGUCGGUGGUUUAGGCCAACGAAUCCUCCUCCGGUCCGAAGCAUCGAACCCGAACAAACCGGUUCCAAAGGAGAAGGAGAUUAGUGGGUCAGACGUGCUCUUGGCGAUUCAGAGAGCGACAGCUCAGAGAAAGAGAUCGACCGCCGAUAAAAGCAAGAAGACGAAGAUAGGAGGUGCGGAGCUGUCAUCCACUGCGGGAGAGUCCACCGGAGAUAACGGUGUUGAUUACAGUAACGUGAGGUCGUUAAUGAUCAAGAACGAUUGGGGACACAGAUUACACGAGUUCGAGAAGCUUCUCAAAGAGUUUCAAGACAUGGAGCUUUGACAAACAUUCACUUGUAAUAUUUUCUUCGACGAUAGUACUAUGAAACAAUUAUUGUAUGACCAAGCACAACGAAGUUAUUUUAUUACAGUACAUGUAGUUUUUUUUUUCUUUUUUAUCAAAUUACAGCACAUGUA
Molecule: messenger RNA, 655 nt
Organism: Brassica oleracea var. oleracea
Lineage: Eukaryota; Viridiplantae; Streptophyta; Magnoliopsida; Brassicales; Brassicaceae
Exons: 1
Coding region: 42-521 (159 amino acids)
Source: RefSeq, a predicted model, not a curated record